Molecule: messenger RNA, 3085 nt
Organism: Syzygium oleosum
Lineage: Eukaryota; Viridiplantae; Streptophyta; Magnoliopsida; Myrtales; Myrtaceae
Product: pentatricopeptide repeat-containing protein At5g39680-like
Biological process (GO): RNA modification
Molecular function (GO): zinc ion binding; RNA binding; protein binding
Source: RefSeq, a predicted model, not a curated record
GUUUCAGCAUUUCUUUGGAUACCUAUCUCGUCAUCAUCAGAAUAUCUAGGUAUUGGACGAACAUACACGAAGAAUUCAACUUCAAGAUAAACGGUGAACGAAGAGCAAACCAUAUGCUUCUAGCCAUCCUACAAUGCCUUGCAAGAACAUGUAAUUCUGCCGGGACAGCGGAAACGACAUAGGUUUCCUCCGGAGGUUCUUGCACGCCUGCAACCUCGUUGGUUCGACGACAAGUCUUUCGUGCGCAGCGGGACCAAAGAACGGUUCUUGAUCCUUGACGACCUCGCUCCAUGCAUCAACCCCCAUGGCUUUUCCGGCAGAGCUGAACCUCUCUCUCUCCCCACCUUCACGCGAGGGAUGGCUCUGUAGUCCUAGACCAGAAAAGGGUGCGCCUUUGCCGUACUCGAAGCCCAUCGAUCGAAGCUUCCGCCGCCGGUGACGGAUCGCCCGCAACCGUAAGGUGAUAGACGCGCACGGCCCGGAGUUCCCGAAGCGGAAAAGGUUUCCACUUGCCCAAAGAAUGGUAUGGAGCGAGAGGUUCCCUUGACGACGCGAGCCUAGUAAAGGCGAAACUCGCUUCAGUCCGUUGGCCGGAUCGACCCUGUUACGUCUGACGCUUCCUUUUCAGUUCUUCGUGCACUUGGGGUUCGUGCAUGGCGCAGUUUCGCUGUUACAGCUCUGCUCGGACUGUUGUCUGGUCUUCGUUUCAUCAAAAUGUUCAAUGGUAGUCUACUGCGCCAUCUACUGACUGUGAGGUUCGAAGCCACGUCCAUGACUUCAAGAGCCUCGAGGAACAUCCACACGCCGACCAAGUACGCGCCAUUUCUGUUCGAAGGGCGUCGCAGAGACUCGAUCACCGCAUACCCCACGAGGCUCUUGAAGUUGUCCGCUGAUUCGGAGAACUUAAGAAUCGGCAAAAUGAUUCACGCGCAGCUGAUCGCAUCCAACGAAAAUUCCCGAAGUAGUAUCGUGGAGGCUAACUCUCUGAUCAAUCUGUACUCUAAGUGUGGCCAGAUGUCGAGUGCACGCAAGCUGUUUGACGAUAUGCACGAGAGAAAUGAAGUCUCUUGGGGGGCUCUGAUGGCGGGAUACUUACGCAGUGGGUCCCCUUCGGAAGUUAUACAAUUGUUCAAGUGUAUGCUGUCCUUGGACUGUGUCCCUCCAAACGAGUAUAUACUCGCUACAGUUGUGUCUUCUUGUUCAGAGUACAGAAGAGGCGAUGAAGGCAAGCAAUGUCAUGGGUAUGUGGUCAAGUCUGGGUUAGAGUUUCAUCAGUAUGUGAAGAAUGCACUUCUUAACAUGUACUUGAGGUGCUGGGACGUGAAGGCGGGAAUUAUGGUUUUGGACACUUUACCUGGUUAUGAUAUUUUCACAUAUAACUUGGUUUUGAAUGGACUCAUGGAAAAUGGGAAUUUAAUGGAAGCUUUGGGCGUUUUGGCUAGAAUGGUGGCCGAUCGUGCAGCCUGGGAUGGUGCUACCUACUGUACUGCUCUUGGGCUCUGUGCUUCUCUCAAAGAUUUGAAACUGGGUUUAUCGCUUCACUGCCGGAUGUUGAAGAGUCGAGUUGAUUGUGAUGACUUCUUUUGCAGUACACUGAUCGACAUGUACGGCAAAUGUGGCAAGGUUAUGAACGCAAGCAAGGUCUUUAGUAGUUUGCCGAUUCGAAACGUUGUGACAUGGACUGCCGUGAUGACCGCUUACUUUCAAAAUGGAUUCUUUGAGGAAGCACUUAAUCUCUUGCCGGAAAUGGAGAAUGAAUGCGUUCCAGCAAAUGAUUACACCUUUGUUGUUUUGUUAAACUGCUGCGCAGCUUUAUCUGCACUAAGGCAUGGGUAUCUUUUACAUGCGUUGGUGCAGAAGUCAGGUUUUAAAAACCACACUAACGUUGGGAAUGCUUUAAUUAAUAUGUAUUCCAAGAGCGGCGACAUAGAAGCCUCAUAUGAAGUUUUCUCAAACACGGUGCUUCGAGACUUUGCUACUUGGAAUUCAAUGAUAUGUGGAUACUCCCAACAUGGGCUUGGAAGGGAAGCUUUAUCAGUUUUUGGAGAAAUGAUGGCCGCAAGGGAGCUUCCUAGCUACGUAACUUUUGUGGGAGUUUUAUCUGCUUGCGCUCACCUGGGUCUUGAGCCGGAAGCACUUUUUUAUUUGAACCAUCUGAUGAGACAUUAUGGGAUAGAACCUGGAGUAGAGCACUACACCUGCAUCAUUAGGCUUCUGACCAAGGCCGGUUCGCUUGACAAAGCUGAAAAUUUUAUGAAGUCUACACCUGUACAGUGGGAUACUGUUGCCUGGCGCACGUUGCUCAAUGCUUGCCAUGUCCAUCGGCAAUAUGGUUUAGGCCAGCGUGUUGCAGAAAUUGUCAUCAGAAUGGAUGCUACUGAUGUUGGGACAUACAUACUUGCUUCUAAUAUGUAUGCCAAGGCAAAGAGGUGGGAUGGGGUGGUGAACAUUCGGAAGCUGAUGAAAGAGAGGAGUAUCAAGAAAGAACCGGGGGUCAGCUGGAUAGAAAUUAAAGACGCACACGUAUUUGUUUCAGAUGACAAUUCACACCCUGAGUAUUUAAAGAUAUAUGAGAAAGUUGGGGAACUUUUGGCCAAGAUCAAAGAUUUGGGUUAUGUACCGGAUAUUGGUGGUGUGUUGCAUGAUGUGGAAGAUGAACAAAAGGAAGACUAUCUCAGUUAUCACAGUGAAAAAUUGGCCAUAGCAUACGGUCUCUUGAAAGCACCGUCAGAAGCACCCUUGCGUGUCAUCAAGAAUCUAAGGAUGUGUGAUGAUUGCCACUCUGCUGUGAAACUUAUUGCAAAGGUCACAAAGAGGGUUAUAAUUGUCAGAGAUGUGAAUCGUUUCCACCGCUUCAGGGAGGGGUUAUGUUCUUGUGGAGAUCAUUGGUGACUCUUGUAGGAACUAUAUCACCCAAGAUAUAUGAGUCAGAAGGCACAUGCAUUGGCAUACUUAUUCUAGGCCACUUGGCAGAGCAUGGUGGCAGGGAUGAAAGGGUAGUAGGGGUGGCGGCGGGGUGCUGGGCUAAGAACAUGAGCCUCUUAUUUACCAUAACAAGAAUGACUGAAAUACUUCUUCCAUUCAG